AUGCUCUCACAGAAACUACCUCUACGAAAGGACGUGAAUGUGGGUGAUAUCUAUGACCGUGAACUCGAAAGACAGGGAAAGAUGAAUGUGGAAAUUAAGCAAGAGAUUAUAUCGGAUGAUGAAGAGGUCAUCGAAAAUGAUCCAUGCCAUGGAACUGUUGAAAUACUCGAGUAUGAACAAAGAUUACUUCUGUCUACUAUGGAUGAGGAUGUUAUCUUCAUCCAUGCAAGUUAUCAGUUUCUGUUCCUCUUCGGAUCAUUGGAAAUGACGGUACAAGUUCCUUUCUGCAGAGAUCCGUUUACCUUACUUGCCCUUUACUCUUUUUUGAAUUUUUCAUUUUUCAGAGGAUUGGGAAUGGAACGGAUGUUUUUCAAUCAUCUCAUUAUGUAUUCCGAUCAGAAGUUAUUAACCAUUGUUCUCAAUACCACACCGCAGGACGAGUGUGCUGUUAUGAUUCUCCUCGAUCCUGAUUUGUUUCAAUUUUCGGCCUACUUCAUAUCACUCCUGAAGGCGGCGAAUGCACCAUGUCUGCCCAAAGUAUUGAAUGCUGACAUAUCCACGAAAGAUAGAGAAGCUGUGUACCUCGAAGGUGGUGUACAGUUCCUCACAUCUCGUAUACUUCUGGUCGAUUUACUUACGAAUAGAGUCCCUAUCAAGAAUGUUGCUGGUAUUCUGGUUUAUCGAGCUCAUCAGAUUCUUUCUUCGUUUCAAGAGUCGUUUAUUCUCCGAUUAUACCGUGAACGAAAACCUGGCGGGUUUGUUAAGGCUUUCACCGAUCUACCUACCUCAGUCAGUGCACUUGGUCAACUGCAAAGAGUUAUUGACCGUUUAUACAUUAGAAGCGUUCGCCUUAUUCCACGGUUCGACGCUGAUGUGAAACAAACCCUGGAGAGAACUCCGCCUGCUCUGAGUGAACUCAUAGUGGACCUUCCACCUGUCCUACGCAGAGUCCACACUACAUUUGUGGAGUUGUUGAAAGUCUGCAUCCGGGAGCUCAAGCAAUGUUCUACUGCUGAGAAACAGGUAUCUUCAGUCGCUACGCUCGAGGAAGACACUACGCAGGUGGCCGUUUACAGGCCUACCCUUUUGGAAAGGCAACUGAGUCAGAGAAGGUGGGUUCAUCCGAUGAAUCCAGAUUAUUUGCUCGAGUAUAUAACUACGACGAAAAUGAUGUCCAUCUUUAGGUCAUUCUUGACUGACAAGCAAAGCCGUUUGCUGUCGGACCUCACUAUGCUUCGUGAACUGUUGCAGGUCGCGGAGGACAUGGACCCCGCAACUGUACUGAGCCGUAUCAACGCCAUCAGAAACGACAAAGAGGUGCGAGAGACUACUUCUUUGCAGGUUUUCGAGCGCAGUGGAACUUGGAUGAUGUCACGAGUCGCUACAUCGCUCAUUGCUGAUGUUGAGACAUUAUGUGGUUAUGGAGCCUUUAAGUCACGUCCUUUCGUCGCCCCACCGAAAUGGCAAGUUCUGGCAUCAGUGAUAGACGAAAUCAAAGGUAUUCCAGUUCGAAAAUGCGAAGUCAGUCCUGAUGGCCCGUCGGUGUUGAUCUUCGUUAAUGAUGACGCUGUAGUCCGACAAGUAACCGAUCUCAUCAGAAACGGUCCCGAAUUUCUUUGCUGGAUGACGAGACGAUCACUGGGCGGUGGUGGUGCCGGCAAAGAGCCGCCACGAUCUCCUUUGUGGGACAUCGAUGAUGUCACCCCUUUCCAGAAAGGAAAUCUGACUGCAGAACCACGUAAAGAAAUGAUCUCGGAUCUCCAAAAGAAUACGCUUGUGACAGCGAGGGCAUCCAGGCGUCGUCGGAAGGCUGCCGAAGACCUUGUAGGAUCAUCGGAUACGAGUAAGAAACAAACGAAACUUCUACAAUUUGGGAUUUUGCAAUAUAAAAAGAGGCGGAGUGAUGAUACGGUACGAGUUCUUGUAUUACUUAAAUCUUAA
Haemonchus placei is the source of this 1941-nucleotide messenger RNA. The record is from the annotation of a GenBank genome assembly. NCBI's taxonomy places the organism in Eukaryota, Metazoa, Nematoda, Chromadorea, Rhabditida, Trichostrongylidae.